Messenger RNA from Trematomus bernacchii (emerald rockcod), 1446 nucleotides. RefSeq names its product multiple PDZ domain protein-like. Lineage: Eukaryota; Metazoa; Chordata; Actinopteri; Perciformes; Nototheniidae. Gene Ontology annotation, molecular function: protein binding. The record is from RefSeq and is a predicted model, not a curated record.
ACCCAUCAUGCUGUGCGGUGGUCCCUGGUCAGGAGAUGCUGCUGGAGAUCUGUAAAGGAAGAUCAGGACUUGGACUCAGUAUAGUGGGAGGAAGAGACACCCAGCUGGACGCCAUAGUGAUCCAUGAGGUUUAUGGAGAAGGAGCAGCAGCCAGAGACGCACGGCUGUGGGCAGGAGACCAGAUACUCGAGGUGAACGGGGUGGACCUGCGUGGGGCGUCUCACGAGGAGGCCAUCGCCGCCCUGAGACAGACGCCGGCGACGGUCCGUCUGACGGUGCUGAGGGACGAGGCGCAGUACAGAGAUGAGGAGAACUUGGACGUCUUCAAGGUGGAACUGCAGAAGAGGAGCGGCCGGGGGCUGGGACUCAGCAUCGUUGGGAAGAGGAGUGGCAGUGGUGUGUUUAUCUCUGAGGUGGUCAAAGGGGGCGCCGCUGAGCUGGACGGUCGUCUGAUGCAGGGAGAUCAGAUCCUGUCAGUCAACGGAGAAGACACAAGACAUGCCUCCCAGGAAACUGUCGCUGCCAUACUGAAGUGUGUUCGAGGUCUGGUCCUGUUGGAGCUCGGACGACUCAAAGCUGCAUCCUGGAUCACCUCCAGACGCAACUCACAAGGAAGCCAGAUGAGUCACGUGAGUGGGAACAGCUCAGGCAUUGUGGUUCCACCCCUCACACAUACCUCAACAUCACCUGACCCUGUGAACUCUGACCCCCCGACAAUGACCCCCACUGGCUUACUGCCCCUUAACAACAACAUGGAGACCAUCAGUGACAUCACUUCCUCCUCUAACAGCACAGGGGUAGAUGCUGGUAUCCGAACAGUGGAGAUCACACGGACUGUCAGUGACUCUCUCGGGGUGAGCAUAGCGGGGGGGAAGGGCAGCCCGCUGGGUGACAUACCCAUCUUCAUCGCCAUGAUUCAGGCCAACGGUGUCGCUGCCAAAACGCACAAACUAAAGGUGGGGGACAGGAUCGUCAGUAUUAACAGUCAGUCUGUGGACGGUCUGUCGCACAGCGAGGCCGUCACCAUGCUGAAGAACAGCUACGGAAAAAUCAGCCUGAAGGUGGUAGCGGACACUAACAUCAGCGCCAUCGCCACUCAGGUGGAGAGUUUGACCAGCGGUUCCAUUCUGUCAGCCAACACUGACACACACACAGCCGAGCCAGAGGCCCCGCGGCCCCGCAGCAUCAGUCUGGCGAAAGGAUCUGAGGGACUUGGCUUCAGCAUCGUUGGAGGAUUCGGCAGUCCACAUGGAGACCUGCCCAUCUACGUCAAGACCGUCUUUAGCAAGGGCGCGGCGGCUGUGGACGGGCGUUUGAAGCGAGGAGACCAGAUCCUGUCUGUGAAUGGAGAGAGUCUGCAGGGGGCCACGCACGAGCAGGCCGUCAGCAUCCUGAAGAGACAGAGAGGAACCGUCACACUGGACAUCCUGUCAUAACACACACACA